AUGGAUUCGGUCGACCCACCACCACCGUUUACGUCUCAAGAAUGUAGAGUUCCCACUGAGCAGGCGUUGCCGCCAGCACCCUCGCUGGCGCCAAGGCCAACGUCAGAACCGGGAUCGCAUGAAGAGGCAGAGCCUGGAUCAGCGCCAGUGCCACCACCGCAUAGCCCGCCACCUGCUUUUGCCAGUGAAGAUGAGUCUUCGAAUGACGAGAGUGAUCAUCAAGAAGCACGCCGCCCAGCACCGAUGGAUCCCAUCAAAAUGCGUGAAAGUGAUGCUUGGGAACGCGAUCGGCUUCUUGGCUACAGUUUGGAGGAACGUGUAGCUCGUAUGGAGCGACGACGCCUCGGUGAACCGCAUGCGUCAUCAACACACCAUCCAUUCAGUACGGUGUCCGCACAGCCCGAGACGCUUCAUUGGACACGAGCUCGUGAUACCACCGAAAGGGAUCCGUCCACAGUUCUGCAUAUCGCCAAGGCACCUGCCCCGAUUUGUACACCCUCUUCGUUCGAUGAUGCAACAUCGCCUGAUUCCUCAGAUUCAAGUGGUGACGAUUGCCCCGCUCCAGCGGGAGAUGACUCCGAUCAUGAAUGGAGGUCCGAGCAUGACGCAUUACAGGCACUGUAUCGCUAUGAAUCAGACAUGCGCGAAGUUUAUAAGCAAGGGCACAUGUAUGCGCAUCGUAACGACCGGUUUGGGCAAGCAAAGCAAGAGCCUGCCGAGCACACGUCUGUUACGGAUGAACAGAAUUUCGCAUCGUUAGCCAUGUCACCUCGAAGACCCGGCACAAGCAUUGCCGUCGAUUUAGAACGCGCUCCUUUGUCUCAAGAGCAGCAUGUACGCCCAGCUUCAACGCAAGACCCCGCAUCAACGUCUGACGUAGCGCCAGGUCGUGUCGCUCCUGUUGGUGUGGCGCAAGAGUCCGAGUCUUGCCCGCCUCAGCAUCAUGGCGAUGGAGCGCGUGGACCUACAUCUGACAUGGAGUGUGCGCCAGACCAGCUAGAAUCGGACCUUGCUUCGUCGGCUCUUCGAUCGCACGCGCAUCGCUCGGCUUCUACCCCAUCACAGCAAAGGCUAUUAGCGUCAUUGACUCGUGCGUCGGCAAAGGAAGAACGUUCCGAGGGACCGAUGGCAUUGUCGGAAGACCCGGCAGUUGAACGACCAAAUUUGUCGGUUCCUGCAUCGUCUUCCGCGCCUGUUGAUCAAGCCAGCGAAUCAUCGCGAAUGCAAAGAAAUACGUUAAUGAGCGGAAACCGACAGGAUCAUAGUCGGUCUUCCCACCCGCCACCCCCGGCACCGCCAUCUCAUGUCCCAAUGAUACGAUCUGCCUACGACCAACUCCGUGUGCUACAAGCUGCAAAUCAGCUCCCACCUUCACUGCAUCAAGAUUUAUUGUCUUUGGAAUCGUAUCUGUCCCAGUACGAGACACCAACUGAAACUGCGUCUCUUACUCGGUCCAUGAGUCACUUUGGUGGUGCCUUUACCAGCGCUAGGUCUUCCACAGCGCCACUUCCUGCUCAGACGCAUCUUCCUGUGGUCACAGAUGAAACGCGGCAUUUCCCUCCCUCACGACUUUCUUCUGAUGCAGGUGCGGUAUCGUCCACCCCGCCAAAGAGUCCGUCCACGACACCGACGCAGUCUGUGCCUGAGUCGCUACGACCAGCACGACUUGCGUCUGAACAUCUUUUGUCAGCGUCAGCCAUCAACACACGAGCCGCACUUGCAUCACAGGCAUCUAUGAAUCCUGAGGCUACGGCACUAGCAUCGUUGACGGGUCAACACGCACAAGAAGAGCAGCGAACCACGGCAUUGGAAUCUUGUGGACCGCGGCACGUUGAGCCAGCAGCGUCGACUCGAGCAGAACCUGAGCAGAACACAGAAGCCGCGCCUGUGUCGCAGGAAUCACAGAGCUUGGUAGUGUCAACGGAUGACGCCGACUCGGGUGCCGCACUUCUAGCGCAACUGGCGCCACGAGCAGUUCCACAGGAGGAAAUCACCGACUUGGAGCUAGCCGUCGCACAGUUGGAUAGCCCGUCAACACAAUACGAAUGGGCGAGUCUGAUUAGUGAUUUCUUGGGACCUGCUCGCGAGCAGACGCGGCUGUCGCCGGAAGAUCUAGAGCGCAUAUCCGUGGGACGCGUAGAAUUGGAGCACCGCCGUGUCACGGCAUCAGGCCAGGUCCGCCUUCCAUAA
Messenger RNA from Malassezia globosa CBS 7966, 2190 nucleotides. RefSeq lists its product as uncharacterized. NCBI's taxonomy places the organism in Eukaryota, Fungi, Basidiomycota, Malasseziomycetes, Malasseziales, Malasseziaceae. The record is from RefSeq and is a predicted model, not a curated record. The transcript is spliced from 2 exons. The coding region runs from base 1 to 2190 and encodes 729 amino acids.